AUGGUGUCGGGAAACCUCUUACACUCGACCAUUUCAACCCCGUGGUAUGGGAAAAACACAAACGACAAAACCCAAUCUGUGGAGAAUCUCUGUCAAGCUAUCCAAACCAUGACCAAGCGCAACCUCAUACUUGGGAUGGAGAGACAAUGGAGAGGUAUUGGUCAAACUUUCCACAAGAUUAUCAACCUGAAGAUCAUCCACGACAACAUCCGGUGGCUUGCUUGCAAGAAAAAACAACUGCAAUGCCUUGCUGCUCAACAUGCUCGAAAGACUCAAAACCGUCAACUUGCACCUUGUUUUAUCAUUCAUUUUGAAGGUUUGACCACGACAUAA
Molecule: messenger RNA, 333 nt
Organism: Melampsora larici-populina 98AG31
Lineage: Eukaryota; Fungi; Basidiomycota; Pucciniomycetes; Pucciniales; Melampsoraceae
Exons: 3
Coding region: 1-333 (110 amino acids)
Source: RefSeq, a predicted model, not a curated record